Molecule: messenger RNA, 1102 nt
Organism: Penaeus chinensis
Lineage: Eukaryota; Metazoa; Arthropoda; Malacostraca; Decapoda; Penaeidae
Gene: Prosbeta5
Product: proteasome subunit beta type-5-like
Exons: 6
Coding region: 81-902 (273 amino acids)
Cellular component (GO): proteasome core complex
Molecular function (GO): threonine-type endopeptidase activity
Source: RefSeq, a predicted model, not a curated record
UCCUCCGUCAGGCAAAAGUAAACAGUCAUUGUCAGUGUUGUGUGCCGGGUCGUCUCUCCCUCGGUUAAUUCGCAUUUACCAUGGCUCUCCAGGCUCUCCACGGCGUCGAUUACCACAGCAAGAAAUCAAAUGGCUUAGAGGAGGAUGAAAAUGUGUGUCUGGGCAACAUGAGUAACCAGUGUCAGCUAUAUAUGCCACCGCUUUCCAAGGCCGAAUCCCAGGUUGGAGAGUUCCUGGUGGAUGAAUGCGGUCGCAAAAUUAAGCUCAAUUUUGCCCACGGAACCACAACCCUUGGCUUUAAAUUUAAUGGAGGUGUUGUGAUGGCUGUGGAUUCACGAGCAACAUCAGGACAGUACAUUGGCUCCAACAAUGUCAAGAAGGUUAUUGAGAUCAAUCCCUACUUGUUGGGAACCAUGGCAGGUGGAGCUGCUGACUGUACUUACUGGGAGCGUGUCCUUGCCAAACAGUGCCGUCUCUAUGAACUGAGGAAUCGUGAGCGCAUCUCUGUCGCUGCAGCCUCUAAGCUUCUGGCCAACAUGGUUUACCAGUACAAAGGCUACGGUCUCUCAAUGGGAGUCAUGAUUGCAGGAUGGGACAAGAAGGGUCCUGGCCUCUACUAUGUAGACAAUGAUGGAAAUCGCAUGCCAGGUAACAGCUUCAGUGUAGGCUCUGGCUCCAUUUAUGCUUAUGGUGUGCUGGAUUCAGGGUACCGCUGGGACCUCUCAGAUACAGAAGCACAGGAGCUUGGCAGAAGAGCCAUCUAUCACGCAACUUUCCGUGAUGCUUAUUCAGGCGGUGUUGUACGAGUAUAUCAUAUCAAGAAGGAUGGUUGGGUAAAGAUCAGUGAGCAAGACUGCAAGGCCUUGCACUACAAAUAUGCUGAGGAGACCAAAACAGCAUAAAGAUGAUGUAAAUGUAGCUUAAAACAUUUUUUUUUCAGUGGAAUAAUUUUAGCACAGGCAAUUUAUUUUAAAAAUGUGUGCUGACCUUCAGAAUCAUCAUAUUUAUGGAGUAACAAGUUUAUACAAGUGACUUCAAGUUUGUCAGAUGAGGCCCAAUGUUAUAUUCCAUGAUUUCUUUUUUUCAAUAAAUCUUAAAAGUA